AUGCCUCCGGCUCCUCUCCCAGCCCCGGGAGCUUGGCCGCUGCCCCGCACAUCUGCAUGGCAGAGCAGCCGCCUUUCCAAGGGCCAGCUGGGCUGGGGGGAGUGGUGGCCGCGCUUGGCAGGGCUAACGAGCUCGGUUUGUUUUCUUUCUUCGCUUUCGCAGAGCCUGGAUGGGGACCAAGCCAUACUCCAGAGGAUCAGGAAAUAUGUGAAAGCCAUUCACAUCUCCGGGCUCACCCACGUGGAGAACGAGGAGCAGUACAGCGAAGCCCUGGAGAACUUCGGCAACAACCACCUCUCCCAGAACAACCACGAGCUCUCCACCGGCUUCCUCAACCUGGCCGUCUUCACCCGCGAGGUCACCGCGCUCUUCAAGAACCUGGUGCAAAACCUGAAUAACAUCGUCUCCUUCCCCCUGGACAGCCUGCUGAAGGGGCAGCUGAAGGAUGGCCGCCUGGACUCCAAGAAGCAGAUCGAAAAGGCCUGGAAGGAUUACGAGACCAAAGUGGGGAAGAUGGAGAAGGAGAAGGAACGAGCCCGCUUGGCGGGGGUCAUCCAGGCCGAGCCGUCAGCGGCGGAGGUGGCCGAGGACAUGCAGAAGGAGCGGCGGCUCUUCCAGCUCCACAUGUGCGAGUACCUGCUGAAAGCCAGCGAGUCUCAGAUGAAGCAGGGACCAGAUUUUCUGCAGAGCCUCAUCAAGUUUUUCCACGCUCAGCACAAUUUCUUCCAAGACGGCUGGAAGGCUGCCCAGAACCUCUACCCCUUCAUUGAGAAGCUCGCUGUGUCCCUCCACGCGCUCCACCAAACGCAAGAGGAGGAGGUGAAGCAGCUCACGCAGACCCGCGAUUCCCUCCGCAGCAUCCUGCAGCUGGAGAGCAAGGAGGAAAACCUGAGCAGGAAGAACUCUGGCAGCGGCUACAGCAUCCACCAGCACCAAGGGAACAAGCAGUAUGGGACGGAGAAGUCGGGAUUUCUGUACAAGAAGAGCGAUGGGAUCCGCAAAGUAUGGCAGAAGAGGAAGUGCGGCGUGAAGUAUGGCUGUCUGACCAUCUCCCACAGCACGAUAAACCGUCCCCCCGUCAAGCUGAACCUCCUCACCUGCCAAGUGCGGCCCCACGCCGAGGAGAAGAAAUGCUUCGACCUGGUGACGCACAACAGGACGUAUCACUUCCAAGCGGAGGACGAGCAGGAGUGCGUUGUAUGGGUCUCGGUGCUGCAGAACAGCAAGGACGAAGCCCUGAGCAACGCCUUCAAGGGGGAGCCCAACGGCGGCGGGGCGUGGCUCUCCACCAACCUGGGCAUCCUGACGUGCAUCGAGUGCUCCGGCAUCCAUCGGGAGCUGGGCGUGCAUUACUCCCGCAUCCAGUCCCUCACCCUGGACGUCCUCAGCACCUCCGAGCUGCUGCUGGCUGUCAGCGUCGGGAACACCCGCUUUAACGAGAUCAUGGAGGCCACGCUGCCCACGCAGGACUGCCCCAAGCCCUCGGCCGGCAGCGAUAUGGCUGCCCGCAAGGAGUACAUCGUGGCCAAGUACAUGGAGCGACGCUACGUGCAGAAAAGCGGCCGCGACGACCCCCACCGCCUCUGGGAAGCCAUUCGUGCCCGCGACCUCCUGGCCCUGCUCCAGGCCUUCGCCGAGGGGCACGAUCUGGCCAAGCCCCUGGCCAGCCCCGAGGGCCAGGACCCGGGCGAGCUGGCGCUGCACAUGGCCGUGCGCCACGCCGACAGAUCGUCCCUUCCUCUGGUAGACUUCAUCAUCCAGAAUGGGGGGACGCUGGAUCGGGUGACGCAGGACGGGAACACGGCUUUGCACUACGGUGCGCUCUACAACCACUCGGAGAGCACCCGCUCGUACCGGCGCAUCAGUGGCGUGGUGGGCAAAGCGGGGUCGGCCAUGUCCCCUCAGAGCCCCGGUGGCCCCGAGGACCCUGCGCCGAGCAAGGUGCCCCCCGUGCCCAUGCCCAGGAGAUUUGCUCCGGUUGGCUUCAUCGAGGGCGAUGGCUCCCGCACUGGUGUCUUCCCAGCCAGCUUCGUCCACCUCUUGCAAGACUGA
Molecule: messenger RNA, 2052 nt
Organism: Aptenodytes forsteri (emperor penguin)
Lineage: Eukaryota; Metazoa; Chordata; Aves; Sphenisciformes; Spheniscidae
Gene: ASAP3
Product: ArfGAP with SH3 domain, ankyrin repeat and PH domain 3
Exons: 20
Coding region: 1-2052 (683 amino acids)
Biological process (GO): positive regulation of GTPase activity; cell migration
Cellular component (GO): cytoplasm; focal adhesion
Molecular function (GO): protein binding; GTPase activator activity
Source: RefSeq, a predicted model, not a curated record